AUGUCGCAAUAUCCAAACGGUCAACAGGCAUACUACGGCCAAUCUACAAACCCUCAAGCCUCUGCCCAACCACCCACCGGCCACUAUGACGCUUAUUCAUCCCAAAACCCCACGCCGGACCAACAUUUGCCUCGCAGGAUGCCGAGUUACAAUGCUGGGGAUGAUUCUGGAUUCUUCAACCCUGCCCAGACCCAGAAUAUGAGAGCGACCGAAGAAAACAGACAAUAUUCAACACAAGGUAGUGGUUAUGGUGGUAGCGCGGGACAGGGUGGCUACAACGCUGUGCAUGGAGCCUUUGAAGACGACAGAGACUCGAGAUAUUCGCGUACUUCGUCGGACGCCAUGUCGCGCAUGUCUCCGAGUCGCGCCUCUUCGCAAACCUCCACCAUGUCUUAUCAGUACCAAUACUCUGGAGCACCCUCGUCCCAACCGGCCUACAACCCGCAGCAAUAUGGCCUUCCACACACGCAGUCGCAACCGGUCCUCGCUUAUAACCCCCAGACGUACACUGGCUCCAGCAAUGCUUAUGCCGCUCCACUCUCCGGCCACCAACCAUAUAAUCCUGCGGCAUACCAGUCUGCUGCAGUGUCGGGACUGAGCUCUCCCGUUCUACCUAGAAGGCAGAGUGCAGCUUCACACUACGGGCAGACACCGCCGACUCCACAAUCGUACGGCUUCUCCCAACAACCACCGCUUCCACCACCGAGGGGCGCUGAUCAUCCGUAUGGAGGACGUCCGUACCAACCCAUGUCACCGAAUCCCUCGCCUUCUUAUGUGCCGUCAAGCUCCCCGAGCAUAAUGCAUAUGCCUCCGCCUACAUCACGUCCUUAUUACAGCAACCCACAAGGGGCUGCGUAUGACCUGCCAUCUCCCCAGUACACCCCAGCAAUCCCCAGCGCUUCCUUUGAAGAGCAGCCCCCAGCGCCUCCAGUUCAUCAAACUCAAGCAAAUGGCCUGUACGGCAAGCGGCCAAGUGUAUCUCAUUCCGGGGCAGGGCGAACCCUGCCGACGCCCCCUGUACAGUUAGACCCGUCUCAACAACCACCGAGGCGAACUGACACUUUGACUCGACACCCCCAGUCCCGACCUCUUCCUGGACCGCCAGACGAUGAAGCGGGGGCAAAUGGCAAUCGCUGGCCAGCGGAAGCUCCCAUGGCAUAUGAAGAUGUGCUCAGAGAGGAUGAGGCGGCAGCAUUGGACUCUCAGAACUUUACUCGGCGUCACAGUUCCAGAGAAUCCCAUGCUAGUUCUGCUUCACGCAUGCAUUUCUCGCCUGAUGAGGAACACACCCACACCAACGGUAAUAUGGAGACAGGAGCGGGUCAUCACGUCAAUUAUGAUGCGUACAUUGACGAAAGCGAUCCCGAGGCUACUGCUGGUUUGAUUAUGAUGCAAGAAGACAUAGCGCGCGAGGAGCGUGAGAAAGGGCGGAUGCGACGUGAGACCAAUGCCUCAGUUCUCAGCUCACGUGGAUCCAACAUAUCACCAAGAGGAAAUUCACCACACUCUGAUCCCGAUGGAGAUAACGAUUCAAUCGUUCAUGACCUUGCACAGUACGAAGGAGGUUACCAAGCAAACAUGCCCUAUGGUGAUGAGCCAGUAUACAGUCCGGAAGAGCACUCGGACCCUGCCGCGGGCAACAGAUUUCCAGGCACAUCUGGUUCAUUCAGAAGCUCUGUGUCCCCCGAUGAGCGUGGUGAGUAUUAUAAUGACUACGAGCACCCGCCUAUUGCAUAUGAUUAUGCCAGACGCCUCCAUCAUACGCCGGCCGAUGCCAGGGUAGAUGCCAGUGGCACAGGAGGAUUAUCGGUACCCGAUGCGUAUUCUCGACGGAUGAGCUUUGACUAUGGUGAUGAAGGAGAAUCACCAUAUGAUCAGACCCAUUCUGGGGAUCAAUCCGAUGACGAGAGCCCCCACCGAUCUGCGCACGAAGAUCUGUUCUUCCACCCUGGGAUGCGUCCAUUGCCACCAGCACCUGUUGAGCCUGCUGGUAAUGUUGAUCUUGUGUCACAUUUGAUGCCCGCGGGCACAUAUAACCGCCACUCGGAGCAGCAGGAUGACUUUGAUAGUUAUUCACAGUAUAACAACCCCUCCAUGCCAACCUCUGCGGACUCUUAUGGCGAUGCUUUGCUGAGCCCGUCCCAAGUCCCGCGGUCGUCAUCUUUGUCGACUCCCAUUGGGCCUCGUACUGAUGCUCCUAUCAGAUCGAAGACCGAUGCGGACCGCCUGAGAUACAGGCAGCAGCAGCAAGAACUUCUCUUGCAGCUUCAGCAAAAGGACCUACCUCAUAUCGACCCAGCGGCGGCAGCAGCAGCGGCUAUGAUGCUGGAUCUGCCAAGCAUCCCGGCUGGCCGGCGCAAGAAGUUCCAUCCCGCGAAGCUGUCAUCGGAACAAUUCAAAAAGUGUAGCGAGCCGUGGGCUUUGAGCUCUCUCUUGUCCUGGAUUAAAGAUCUGAGCGAGGAUGAAACAGAUCUCAGAGAGCAAACAAUUGCCGAUGCCAUGGUUGCGUUGUUCACUCACAAAGUCCCCACUAUGAAUAUUGCUGAUGCCGAGACACUGGCUGCUCGAGUUGUGAGUGGUAUGCUCGAAGAAGGUGCAUUGGUAAAAGAAGAAGAAUGGGUCAAGUUUGGCUCAGGCACUCUUUCGGGUAUCCUGUUCCAGAUCACUGGCACUGGAUGUUACUCCCCCAGGCUCCACUUACACGAGAUGCACAUUGAGGGCACUGAUAGUUUCGGUCGAUGCUACUCGCAUCACUGUAUGCGAACAUUGAAGAAAGUCAACCUCAAAGCACAGAUGAUGGCACCGCAAAAGAAAAUCGAGGAUUGGGUCACUUUCUACAAGGUGCCCAAGGAGGUCUGGGAAGCUCAUCCGAGGAAAGAGGUCGAUAGACAGAACAAUUUGCACGAAAUUGUCACUACAGAAGACUCCUACAUCGCGCAACUGGAUGUCCUACGAGAACUUUAUCGUGAUCAAUUGGCUAAGAUGAAUCCUCCGAUCAUCCCGGCGAAGCGAUUGCCCAAAUUCGUGGCCGACGUGUUUGGCAAAGUCGAUGCUGUGAAGAGAGUCAACGAGGAUUUCCUGUUGGCACAGCUUAAAUACCGUCAAAAGGAACAAGGGCCUUUCAUCUCUGGAUUCAGUGACAUCUUCCGGGAAUGGAUUCGCAAAGCUAAGAAUGUUUACAUCGACUAUGCUGCAACCUUCCCAACGGCAAACUAUCUUGUGCGCAAGGAAUCUGAGCGCAACCCGCACUUCAAGCAGUUCCUGAACCAAGCUCGGGAACACAAACUGUCCAGUCGCCUUAGCUGGGAUACUUUCCUCAAAGCUCCGAUUACUAGAAUCCAGCGGUAUACUCUUCUGUUGGCGACUGUCCACAAGAAUAUGGUCAAGGAUUCCGAAGAAAAGACAAAUCUAGCACAGGCCAUUGAAGAGAUCAAGGUCGUGGCGCUGGAGUGUGACAACAAAGUGGGAGAGAUGAACAAGAAGGCCGACUUGAUGGAGUUGGCAUCCAAGCUGCAAUUGCGACCUGAUAUGAAGAAAGAAGUUGAACUCAAUCUCGAGCACUUGGGUCGACAGAUCAUCCAUCGAGGCGAGCUGCAACGUCCUGGAACCCGCACAAGAUUCCUUGUCGAUACACACGCCAUCUUGUUCGACCAUUAUCUUGUUCUUGCUAAGAUAUUUACGAUGCGCGACCGGGCAGUGAAGUACGAGAGAUACGAUAUUUCAAAACUGCCCAUCCCAAUGGACCUAUUGGGCCUGGAAAGUACCGACGAUGAUCCUGUGGUUAAAUCAUCCGUCAGGGGAGUUUCAACUGUCACGCCCUCCCAAGCGGGUGCUGCCAGCCCUCUUGCACAUACAGGGUCUGGUGCAUCUGGAGGAAACGGGGCCAUUGACAACUCAAGGGACGACAAGAUCCUAUACCCUUUCAAAAUCAAGCAUCUAGGCAAAACUGGAACAUAUACUCUCUACGCUUUCUCGGCACAAAGCCGCCUGGAAUGGUGCCAAAAGAUCAUCGAAGCGAAGACAAAGCAUGCUGCUGCUCUCUUCUCGCAGAACGCGGAGCCAUUCCGACUACGUGUGCUUGCGGACACUGCGUUCGAAUACUCUAGUCAUACACCCGGCUCUAAAAGUGUCACGAUCAAGGGCACCCCUCUCCAUCGUGCGAUCAAAGAAGUCGAGAAGCAAUAUGAAAGCUCGAAGACUCGCCCUCCAGCGGUAUGCAGGAAUGCAGUCAACUGUGCGACGGUGUUCCAACAACCGCCUGGGCGCAUUAUGUGUGCAAUUGGCACAGAUCAUGGUCUGUACAUGUCUGAGCUCAAUAACCCGCGGGGUUGGUACAGGGCUAUUCCCAUCACGCGGGUCACACAAGUUGCUGUCUUUGAGGAUUUCAAUUUGCUGUUGUUGAUUGCAGAUCGGUCUUUGAUUGCAUAUCACCUCGACGUGGUCUGUCCCGCCAAUGGAAAAACCUCCCAGUCAUCUCAAGAUUCUGCUCGACGAGCCCCGCAGAAGCUGUCUGGAAACCGUGAAGUGGGCUUCUUUGCCGCUGGUCGUCUGAAGGACCGGUACUUGGUCCUGUACAAAAAGCGCGAGGGUUUAUCAUCUACAUUCAAGGUUCUCGAGCCCGUCCUGCAGAAAUCAUCCACAAAUAAGAGCCGUCUGUUCUCACGUCGCUCACAAACGGAGUUCUUCCGCGAUUACGAUGAGUUCUACAUCCCUGCCGAGACCUACCGAAUCAACAUGUUCCACUCCUCGCUCGCCAUCUCAACCCAAAAGGGCAUUGAAGUCCUCACCCUCGACAAGAAACUUUCAUGGUCUGUCCCAGACUUUAGCGCCAACAAUACCGAAGAUGCACACGAUACUCUACACAGCAUCGCCAAUCGCAUCAACGGGCUCAAGCCGCUGGGCAUGUUCCGUCUCAGCGAGAGCGAGUUCCUAGUAGCUUACCAGCAGUGCGCUGUGUACGUCAACAAGCACGGCGACGUCUCUCGCAGUGUAGUCAUGGAGUUCGUGGGCAGCGCACACACAGCCUGUCUCUAUGGCAAGUUCCUAAUUCUCUUCAACGACGACUUCGUCGAAGUCCGCAACGCAAUGAACGGCCGCUUACGCCAGGUUAUUCCCGGCCACAAUGUCGUCUGCAUCGACGACGGCAGCAAAGUGCCUGGCUCGCUCGAUGGAAAUGCACAGGCCAACACCGGUGGCUCGAUGAGUCUGGCCAGCGGCUUCUCUGGCGCCACAAAUGGCUCCCCGGCCCCCACGGGUAUGGGCAACACGGUUAAAAUCUGCAUGCAACAUCCAGAGUAUGAGCGGAGCCAGAUUGUCUUGGAGCUUCUCGAGAAUGAGGGGCAAAAAGACUAA
Messenger RNA from Penicillium samsonianum, 5352 nucleotides. RefSeq names its product putative Rho guanyl nucleotide exchange factor. Bases 1 to 5352 code for a protein of 1783 amino acids. The record is from RefSeq and is a predicted model, not a curated record. The transcript has 2 exons. Gene Ontology annotation, molecular function: guanyl-nucleotide exchange factor activity. Lineage: Eukaryota; Fungi; Ascomycota; Eurotiomycetes; Eurotiales; Aspergillaceae.